Rosa rugosa (rugosa rose) is the source of this 1064-nucleotide messenger RNA. Its product is annotated as transcriptional regulator TAC1-like. The coding region runs from base 99 to 662 and encodes 187 amino acids. Lineage: Eukaryota; Viridiplantae; Streptophyta; Magnoliopsida; Rosales; Rosaceae. The record is from RefSeq and is a predicted model, not a curated record. The transcript has a single exon.
UAACUCCUCUAGUAGUAGUAAUCCCAGAGAUAUUGUUUUCUCAGUUGACCUGACCUCCUCUUCUCCUCUCUCUGUUCUUCCCCUUCCAUUAUCAAAGCAUGGAGAGGAAUCACUCCGUCAAAAAACUCGAUCUUAAAUGGACCUCCGACGAUCAAAUCAGUAGUUUGGGGCAGGCAAAGUCCUACGCCUGUACCUUCUGCAAGCGAGGCUUCUCGAAUGCACAAGCUCUUGGGGGACACAUGAACAUUCAUCGAAGAGAUCGAGCCCGGAUCAGACAGUACUCGGAAGAUCAAAACCAACUCUCUACGGAUGAGGUGACAAACUCGUCAACUGCUGCUCAUCAUGAUCCUCCUCGUGCUAAUAAUUCCGAACAGAAAACUUCGUCACACUUGGAAUUGAAGGGAACCAACAUGAUCCUAAGAAAGCCUUCAUACCCUUUCAGUACUAGAUCAGAAGAUCAUGAAAUUGUGGUUCGUUCCAAGGGAAAAAUGGGUAGUUCGGAAGAUGUUCAACAACAGCUUCAGCUUCCUUUCUUUCUCGAAGAACCAGUAUUAGCAAGUGACAAUUUAGCAGGUCAUACAAAUGGCUGUGGAGAAGUUGAGGAGUUGGACUUGGAGCUCCGCUUAGGAUCCGAGCCACCCGAGAGUCCGAGACAACUUUGAGCACAAGGAAAUCUUUUAAGCGAAUCUGCAGUGAUUUAGACACGCGGAUUGGACUAUUUACAAGGAAAAGAGCAAGGUUUAGUUUUUUCACCCACCAUCUUCUACCCAUAUUAUUGGACGUACGGGACAAUAAAUUGAACAGUCAUAUACUAUUGAUGUUGUUUGUACUUCUUGCUGGUACGUUGUUGUUUGUAAUUCUUGCUGCUAUCGCCGCUCGCUUUGUGAUUAAUUCUUUGUAACUUUUUCGCUUUUCUUGUUUUGUGGGUUUUGUUUUGGUUGUCUAAGUAGUGUUAUAUAUCUAUAAAAGAGACUUAGAGGUAAUUUCUUAACUCUUUAGCAGAAUCCUUGUGUGAUAAGGAUGUACUUUGAUAUUUUUUUUUUGGACGAAAUGUACUUGGGUGU